Messenger RNA from Clonostachys solani, 1242 nucleotides. The record is from the annotation of a GenBank genome assembly. Lineage: Eukaryota; Fungi; Ascomycota; Sordariomycetes; Hypocreales; Bionectriaceae.
AUGGGUUUCGACAAGAAGACGUUUCUCGCCGCUUUCCGAGCGAGCAACACCAAUGACUCUGAGAAAGAACCACCUCCUCCAUACCAAGAGGAGGGAGAUUGUCCAAGACAUGAUCGGAGUGGUACGACACCCGCAAAGCCUCCACCUGGUUAUGCCAAGACAGAGGCCAAAUGCGCCCCCACGGAGAAGGGAAAACAACCUGGAGUAGUGGGCGUUGAUGCAUCGAAACGGCCUCCAAUACCCGCGACUGCGGUGUAUCUCUUACAAAAGGACGAGGAAAGCAAGAAAAAGCUACACGCAACUGUCGACGGGUUCUGUGGCGCACCGGAUCCCGGGAUGUUCAGUUCGAGCUUGUAUGCCUCCUCUGUUUCGACUAAGCUGGCGACGGAAAUUGGGGACAAGCCAGCUCAUCUAUCAGCUGCCAUAGCCCAGUCCCUCUGGCCCGCCAUUACGCGUGGAAUGAUUCCCAUAUUCAACGACCACUCGCUCGUCGUGUUGAGAUCGCGAGCUCUCGAGCGUACGCAAGACCCAAAAGAGAUCUUGCGAAACAUGGUUAACCCCAUUUCGACUUUGCUAUCGGCUGUGGAAUGCCGAUGCGGGUGUCGAUUGGAUAUUUGCACGAAAAUCCGGUCCAAGUAUGGGCUCGACAGCAAAGAAUCCAUCGAAGAGUGUUCGGUGACUUCAUAUAAAGUGCGCACCAGAACAUUCACUGCGAUACGCAUGCCGUAUGGAAUAACAUGCUUCGACCUGUCUGAAAUGGGCCUCUAUGAAAUAAAAACUGACCAUGAGGAGGAUUUUCUUUUCUACUGCUCUAUACUGCCAACCUUUUGGAAUGCCUACCCCUCUCCUAGGCCCAAGAGCGAUCCAGCAGACAUCAACUGGCACAUGGUUCUAGAAAGUCUCCUCCACGAGACGUUGACUCUUCAGAACAAUAGAAUGUCGAGAUAUGAGAACUUGCCUAUCAGAGCCAUGUGUUACAAGGACGGCUCAACACGAGCUGUUAUGCGGGCUGAGAACUUCGCCGUAGGCCCGGGUUUCCUUGUAAUGGAGGUGACGCCGUCGGCUCCAAGCAGCCCGCAGUACAACAUCAUUGAUUGCGGAUACUCACUUCGUCAAGUUUCGAGUAUCAACUCCCCUAGGACAGUCGAUGCAGACGCAUUCAUGUCACAAUCAACCUCCGCCCAACCCAAGUUUGGGUCACUCGAGACUGUCAGCGUAGAUCAGAUGGACAUCUUUACCUGA